CCGGAGGAGGGGUUGGAGCUCGCGAGGAGGCGUGGCCGUAGUGCGGGAGGAGGCGCGGGCCUGGCGGCCGGGACUUCGGCUUUGACACAGACGGCGAUCGGCGGCUGUGGCUUUGGUGCUGGGCUCUGGACCCGGUUCUUGCGGAUACCGCGUCCGAGUCGGGAGAAGGACUUUUCGUUUGGAUGAACGCAACUGCGGCAGCGCCGCCAGUCUUGGUGCAGCCGCAGCGUCCGGAUUUCACUGCCGCUGCCGCCUCCGCGAAGCCCUGCAGCUCCUGCCGGUUCUGGGAGAGGCACUCAAGAGUUUUCUCCAGCAGAAACAGCUGGGACGCGCGGUCCGAGGUGGCGUGGGAGGGAUCCCGCGGCCAGCCGCUGAUCAGCACCUGCGCCGGCGCUGUCCUGGGCUGGGCUCAGGCUUCGGAGCCGCAGGUGGAAGGAGGACGCCCCAAAGGAGCAGCUGAGAGGUGGGGCGCUAGGAACGGCGCCAACUCUGGUGGCCAAGUGAAAGGUAGUUUUGGACACUCGGGGCAGGUUAUUUAAUGUUUGUCUAGGUAACCAUUUCAUGCCCUGAAUCCUGCACCUUCCCUCUGUGCCUGUGAGGUCUACUGGGCUUCCUCCCUAGCCAAAAGGCUUCCUGGACUCCUGAUCCUGCCAUGGGGAGCACCCUGGGCUGCCACCGCUCCAUCCCCCGGGACCCCUCGGACCUGUCCCAUAGUCGCAAGUUCAGCGCAGCCUGCAACUUCAGCAACAUCCUGGUCAACCAGGAGAGACUUAACAUCAACACCGCCACGGAGGAGGAGCUGAUGACCCUGCCGGGGGUGACGCGCGCGGUGGCACGGAGCAUUGUGGAGUACCGCGAGUACAUCGGUGGCUUCAAGAAAGUGGAGGACCUGGCACUGGUCAGUGGCGUGGGUGCCACCAAACUGGAGCAGGUCAAGUUUGAGAUCUGCGUGAGCAGCAAGGGCAGCUCGGCGCAGCACUCCCCCAGCUCCCUGAGGAGGGACUUGAUGGCAGAGCAGCAGCCUCACCACCUGGCCACCGCCGCUGCCGUGCCCCUCACCCCGCGUGUCAACAUCAACACAGCCACCCCGGCUCAGCUCAUGAGCGUGCGGGGCCUCACGGAGAAGAUGGCCGUCAGCAUCGUGGACUACCGCCGUGAACAUGGGCCCUUCCGCAGCGUCGAGGACCUGGUGAGGAUGGGCGGGAUCAAUGCCGCCUUCCUGGACAGGAUACGGCACCAGGUGUUUGCCGAGAGGUCCAGGCCUCCGUCCACCCACACCAACGGCGGUCUGACCUUCACCGCCAAGCCUCACCCCAGCCCCACCUCGCUAAGCUUGCAGAGUGAAGACCUAGACCUGCCGCCUGGGGGGCCCACGCAGAUCAUCUCCACGAGGCCCUCGGUGGAGGCCUUUGGGGGCACGAGGGACGGGCGGCCUGUGCUGAGGCUGGCCACCUGGAACUUGCAGGGCUGUUCGGUGGAGAAGGCCAACAACCCCGGGGUGCGAGAGGUGGUGUGCAUGACGCUCCUGGAGAACAGCAUCAAGCUGCUAGCUGUGCAAGAACUACUUGACAGAGAGGCCCUGGAAAAGUUCUGUGUGGAGUUAAACCAGCCAAUCCUGCCCAACAUCCGCAAGUGGAAAGGGCCCCGGGGAUGCUGGAAGGCCGUUGUUUCCGAGACACCCUCGACUCAGCUCCAAAAGGGUGCCGGGUUUGCGGGGUUCCUGUGGGACACGGCGGCGGGGGUGGAGCUGAGAGAUGCCGCCUGGCAGGAGAGCUCGCCAGGCAAUGGGCAUGGGAAGCCGGUGGGCCCCAGCCCAUACCUCGCGAGGUUCAAGGUAGGAAGUCAUGACUUGACGCUGGUGAACCUUCACCUGGCGACCCUGACCCUCCCAGGGGGUGAGAACCUGAGCAAGAAUCACAGUGACAGCCAUCGCUGGGCUAGCUUCACACAGACCUUGCAGGAAACCCUGAAAGGAGAAAAAGACGUGAUAGUUUUAGGGGAUUUUGGCCAGGGGCCAGACAGCAGUGACUAUGAUAUCUUGAGGAAAGAAAAAUUCCACCACCUGAUCCCCGCACACACCUUUACCAACAUCAGCACCAAGAAUCCUCAAGGCUCGAAGACUCUGGACAACAUCUGGAUCAGUAAAAGCUUAAAGAAGGUUUUCACAGGCCACUGGGCUGUAGUGAGAGAAGGCCUCACAAACCCUUGGAUUCCAGAUAACUGGUCUUGGGGCGGAGUGGCUUCUGAACACUGCCCUGUGCUUGCGGAGUUUUACACGGAGAAGGACUGGACCAGGAAGGAAGGCCCUCGGAGCGGCAAUGGGCUCACUCUGGAGCGGAGUGAAGCCAACAUUAAACACGAGCGAUGAUGGCACCGAAUAGGCGUUCCACCCCCUGACCCUGGGGAGUUCGCCCUUCCCCGUGAAGAUGCAGAGCCAGAACCGCCUGCCCUUUUGUCCUCGUUCUGACAGCGGACAGUGCUUGCGUUGUGACCUGGCUGCCUUCCUCACAGAGUUUGUGGACUCUCAUGGGGGAGGGAGCCCAGUGGGCCCUCGAGGUGCUGGAUGGUCUGAUCAGAAGCCGGGUAGAGAACUGGAAUGUCUUUGCUCUGUGGAUGCCGCCAGCCUCAGCCACUGGGGGUGAUCACCACACUGCCUGGACUGCAGCUCAAAGGGAAUAGCAGUGGAGGCUGGAGGCAGAGCUCUCGUUCCUGACCACCAGUCUGUGAUGUUCUGACUGCAAAUUCUGUGAAAAGCUUUUAACUUGAGCACUCUCCUCAAAUAUUUUGAGUGAUGAUUUUUAGUUUUGUUUUGAAAAAAUAAACAGAGAUGAACCUGC
Messenger RNA from Bubalus bubalis (water buffalo), 2837 nucleotides. It is a transcript of the gene EEPD1, whose product is annotated as endonuclease/exonuclease/phosphatase family domain containing 1. The coding region runs from base 653 to 2368 and encodes 571 amino acids. Gene Ontology annotation, biological process: DNA repair. The transcript is spliced from 8 exons. Gene Ontology annotation, cellular component: plasma membrane. Gene Ontology annotation, molecular function: DNA binding; catalytic activity. Lineage: Eukaryota; Metazoa; Chordata; Mammalia; Artiodactyla; Bovidae. The record is from RefSeq and is a predicted model, not a curated record.